This is a messenger RNA of Mytilinidion resinicola, 1405 nucleotides long. Its product is annotated as putative alcohol dehydrogenase. The record is from RefSeq and is a predicted model, not a curated record. The transcript is spliced from 2 exons. Lineage: Eukaryota; Fungi; Ascomycota; Dothideomycetes; Mytilinidiales; Mytilinidiaceae. Gene Ontology annotation, molecular function: oxidoreductase activity, acting on NAD(P)H. The coding region runs from base 294 to 1349 and encodes 351 amino acids.
AUUGCUUUCUAAUAUACAUCAAGGUCCCCCGCAUCGCUGACGAUCUUAGCGAAUCAUCUCCGCUUUAGCUUGAUCUUGAUAAUAGUCGUGAUCUCGAUUAAUAAUAGCGCCAUAGGUUGUAUAAGCAGCAAUAUAUAAAGUCUCCUGAUCAACGCGUCUUCUGAAUAAAAAUAGCGUCAACUUCUCUUCCUCAAGAACGCAUUUUGAAGAGGAGAAAAUUAUUUUCCGUGCUACUAUAUAACGAAUACCAUACGCAUAAGCCAAAACCGCCGACCCAAGAGCGAAAAAAAACCAUGACAAUCCCGACAACUUCAAAAGCUUUGGUAGUGGCAGAAGUGGGCAAACCGCUCUCACUCAUUACAGACCACCCAGUCCCCAAGCCAGGCCCGGAUCAAGUCUUGCUCAAGGUCACCGUCGCAGGCAUCAAUCCCCAUGACCAGAAGACCCGCGAUGAUGGUCUCUUCACUGCCGACGGCCUUCCGGCGCUCGUGACAAACGAUGUUACUGGUACGGUCGUAGCGCUCGGCCCUGGGGUCACUAAGUACCAAAUCGGGGACCGUGUCCUCUCGCAUCCAGGAUUCUCAACGGCGUACAGCCAGAACGGGUCGCAAGAGUAUGCAGUCAACGACAUUGGGGCCGGAUUCCAGAUCCCUGACUCGAUUACCGAUGACGAAGCAGCGACUUUACCGACCAAUAUCAUUGCGCCGCUUGUAGGCCUGUUCGAUGACAAGAACGGAGUGGGGAUCCCCGCGCCGUGGACAGAUGCAGCGAAGUCCUUCGACUACAAAGGAACCGUUCUUCUGAUUCUUGGCGGCGGAAGCAACUGCGGCAAAUUUGCUGUCCAACUGGCUAAACUGGCGGGCAUUGGCACCAUUAUUACUGUCGGCGGACCUGAGCAAGAGUUGAAGAGCUACGGCGCCACUCACGUCCUCGAUCGCCAUGGCGGAUACGAAGCAGUCCUCGAGAGGGUGCGCAAGGUGGUUGGCGAUGAUUUGAUCUAUGCCUUCGAUGCGAUCAAUGUUCCUGCCGAUCAGAUCCUGGGUUUGAAUGCAUUGUCGAGCAGCAAGAAAGGCAAAGUAGCGAGGCUUUUGCCCCUCGGCCCGGUUGAUGAGACCAAAGUGGUAGGUAAGAAGGCUGGCUUCGAACUGAUUGAUGUCUUCGGGUCAUCUCAGGCUAGGCCUGCACUUGCCUAUCCAUUUUGGGAACACGUGCCGGCGUAUUUGACGAGCGGCAAGAUCAAGCCGUUGAGUUUCACGGUCAAACAGGGGUUGACUGCGGAGAAUGCAAACAGUGUGCUGGAUGCAUACAGAGAUGGCAAAAGGGUCCAGAAGACGCACAUACACGUUUGAUACCUUCAUGGUCAAGCUGGCGUGGGUUGAGACUUAGUUUCCGCCAGGCCGGAGGA